Molecule: messenger RNA, 9625 nt
Organism: Hirundo rustica (Barn swallow)
Lineage: Eukaryota; Metazoa; Chordata; Aves; Passeriformes; Hirundinidae
Gene: CENPF
Product: centromere protein F
Exons: 20
Coding region: 141-8999 (2952 amino acids)
Biological process (GO): metaphase chromosome alignment; mitotic cell cycle; regulation of G2/M transition of mitotic cell cycle
Cellular component (GO): chromosome, centromeric region; spindle pole; nucleus
Molecular function (GO): transcription factor binding; dynein complex binding; microtubule binding
Source: RefSeq, a predicted model, not a curated record
GGAGCGCCCGGCCGUGAGGGGCUGGGGGCACCGCGGUGUGUCGGCAGCGGCGCCGGUCGAGCUUCACAGUCUCGUUGUAGUUGCCUUUGUGUUGCAGGCACAAUACUCUCCAUUUUAUGUGAAAGAAGAACCCGGCCAGUAUGAGCUGGGCUGUGGAGGAAUGGAAAGAGGGCCUCUCCCCCAGAGUCCUGCAGAAGAUCCAUGAGCUGGAAAGUCAAGUGGAUAAGUUUAAAAAGGAGCGUCAGCAAAGGCAAUACCAGCUGGAGACUUUGGAGGCAGCUUUACAGAAACAGAAGCAGAAGGUUGAAAAUGAAAAAAAUGAAUCUUCAAUACUAAAAAGAGAAAACCAAAGCUUGAUGGAAUUAUGUGAUAAUCUUGAGAAAGCAAAGCAGAAAAUUUCACAUGAUCUUCAAGUAAAGGAAUCUCAGGUCAACAUUCAGUCAGGUCAGCUGAAUUCCUGCAAGAAGGACAUUGAAAGGCUCGAACAAGAACUGAAAAGAUGCAAAUGUGAGCUUGAGAGAAGUCAGCAAACAUUGACUGCAGGAGAUGUAUCAUUCAGUGGCACUCCGCAGAAAAGUUUUACUGCUCCUCUAACACCAGUUCAAAGUAGUAAUGAUGAUAAGUUUGAAGAACUAGAGGAAAAAUACAAGAAAAAAGUACAAGAAAAUAAAGAGCUGGAAUUACAACUGAGAACCAUCCAGCUUAAGAAAAUGAAUCAGCCUCAUCCACAAAGCUCUUUGAGUCACAGAGAGAUUGCUCGGCAUCAGGCUUCCUCAUCUGUGUUUUCAUGGCAACAGGAAAAGGUGUCAGCUAGAAACGAAGAAACACCUGCAAGGGGAGCUUCUGCUAGAAACCAAGAAACCCCUGCAAGGGGAACUUCUGCAGCAUCCUCCUUUCCAUGGGAUAAAGAAACAAAUUCAAGUAUGCUAUCAGAGAAGAGCGAGUUUGACAACAGCUUUGCUGAGAACUCGAGUUCUUCCCUCAUGAUCCAGCUAAGAGCACAGAACCAAGAACUAAAUUCCAUCAUUAAAGACCUAGAACAGCAAUUACAAGCUCAAGAAAAACUGAAGAGGUCCCAUAUGAGUAAACAUCAAGAGACUGAACUAGAGCUGGACAGAUUGAAGUUGGAAUUAACUGAGAAGGAUAAAACACUGAACAAAACCAGAGAUAAACUGACUCAAACUAGUACACAGCUUGAUCAAGCUACCACACAGGUCCAAAUGCUGGAGCAAAAGGUGAAGCGAUUGUCAGAAGAACUGAAUUGCCAAAGACAAAAUGCUGAAAGCACUCGUCAGUCUUUAGAGCAGAAAAUAAAGGCAAAGGAAAAGGAAUACCAACAGGAACUCUCUUGUCAGCAGCGUUCCUUGCAAACACUGGAUCAGCAGUGCAACCAGAUAAGAAGCAAACUGAAUCAGGAGCUACAGCAAGCCAAAAAUGACUUCAAUGCUCUGCAGGCUGAAUUUGACAAAGUAAUGGCAGCAAAACAACGCCUAGAACAUGACACCAGCAAUCUCACCCAGAAGCUGUGCAGAGCAGAGCAGGCUCUAUCAGCAGCCCAGACUAAGGAAGCUGACCUGACAAGAAACUUUCAGGAAGUGAAACACGAGAAAAAUCUUCUCAACAGUCAACUUGAAAAGAAAUCUCAACAGAUCCAUCAGCUUGAAGAAGAACUAAAUAUGACCAAGGAAUCUCUAAAGCAAAGCCAGAAUUUUGUGGAAGAGUUGAAAAAUAAGAAUGCCGUUCAGGAAGUGGAGCUGAAGUUACUGGAAGAGAAGUUUAAAAGGCAAGAGAGCUCAGUUUCACUGGAGAACCUGAAAAUAGCUUUAGCUGACAUGGAAAAGCAACAAGAGUCUACCCGAGGUCUCCUCAAGGAAAAAGAUAAUCAUAUUAAAGAACAAGAAUGUAAAAUAAAUAAGAUGGAAGGAGAAUCAGAGGCUUUGCAGAGACUCCUUGAAUUAAAGCAGAGAGAAUGUGAAGAAUUGAAGAAAGAGACUACUGUUUUUUCUCAAUGGAAAAAUGAAACUGAUCAUCUUAUAAAUAAACUUAAGUCUGAAAAGGAAGGUAUGCUGGCUCAUAUUAAUGACUUGGAGAGUUCCCUUCAAAGUCAGCAAAGCAAAAAUCAUGAGCAUAGUGAGACACUUAGAAUGAUGCAAACUGAAAGUGACAGGAAAUCCACAGAGAUUAGAGAACUUAAAGGUAUGCUGGAAUGUAAAAGUGCAGAAUUAGAAGAACAAAAAAAAGCUUUUGAUGAACUUAAACAGAAAGCAGAAUGUUCUGAUAAAAAGUACUGCAAAGAGAUAGAAAAUAUGUCCUGUAAAAUAUUCCAACUCACCAACCAAGUUGCUGAAGUAGAAGAAAAGUUACAGUUGGCAGCAAGUCAAGGACUGCAAAGGGAGCAGUGCUAUCAUGACCUGCUUGGUGAAUAUGAAAAAAUCUGCUGUCUGAUAAAAGCAAAAGAUACUUCAGAAAUGAUAGAAGAUGGAGAAGUUAAUUUACAAAGCAGACAGGAUAAGACUCCUUUGGAUAAUAUGCAAUUUGCAGCAAUGGAUUCCAACACUGAGGAUCAUGGAGGUACAAGAGCUCAUCUAGAAAUGGGUAAAACUAAGGAUCUUGCUAAUUUACAAGAGCAGAUCUCUUUUCUUGAGAGUUCUUUAGUGGCUCAAAAGCAGCUGAAUUCAAAUCAGCAGCAGCAGUAUGAAAACUUACUGCAAAUAAAGAGUGAAACAGAACAAAGGUUAUUUGCAGUAGAACAGAUGCACAAAAACUUUGUGACAGAAACCGAGCAGCAGAUCAGUAACUUGCAAGCGGGUAUUUCAGCACGUCAGGAAUUAGUUGAAAAAACUUCAGCUGCUCUUGAGGAAAAGGACAUGCAACUGCAAACUCUGAAUGAAAGGCUAGAAAACAGACAAGUUGAGCUUCAGGAUUUAAAGAUCAAUAAUAAAUUGCUUGAGGAUUCACUAAGACAGCUGAAGAUCAUGUCUGAAACAUGGGGUUCAGAGAAGAAGGACAUGUCUUCAAUGAUUUGCUCAUACAGUAAAAAAGUUGGUGAACUUACUGAAGAAAACGCAGCCCUUAGGGAUUUAAGCAGUGCUUUAAAGCAAGAACAAAUAACUUUACUGGAGGCAAAUAAAAAUAUUUAUGAUAGUUUAAAGGAAAGAGAAGAAAUAAUUUCUGAAAUGUCUGGAAAACAUGAGGAGGAAAGACAGCUUAUUGAAUCAAGAACUGAAGAAAUCAAAACUGAGCUUGAAGUUUUGCAGGCCAAGUAUAAAUCAGUAGAAGAAGAAAAUGGAAAAAUUAUGAACAUUCUGAGAGAGCAGACAAUUGAAUUAGAUGAAAAAAAAGCAAAAUUAGAACAAGAGAAACAGGUACUUAGUGAGAAUGAAGAAAUCUUACAUAAGCUAAUAGCCUCAGAAGAAGUAAAAAAGGAUUUGGUUCAUGAACUUCAGCAAUUGCAGUCAGAAUUUUCCAGCAUCCAGCAUGGGCCUUCUGUGGAGCUUGACUGUUUAAGCCAGGAAAAGUUAAAUGUCAGGACAACACAAAAUACAGUGCAAGAGAAAUGUGGCUUUGUAUUUCAAGAAAAGGAGCAAUUGGGGAAGGAACUACCUACAAAAAAUGAACCUCUAAUGUGCAGUGUUAAUUGUGGACAGACACUCUGUUCAGAACAGUUGAGAAAAUCCAUGGAAGAAAAGGACAUUGAGCUGAAUAAAUACCAGGUUAAACUUGAGCUUCUUCAAAUGGAUUUUGAGGAUAGCGAACUCUCUCUAGAGAACUGCAGGUUAGAAGUGAUCCAACUGGAGACUGCUUUAAAAGGUAUGGAAGUAGAACUUGAGAAAAGUGUGAGAGAGAAAGAGAGACUGCAGCAAGAACUGCUGUCUGCUAAAGAAAUGAAAACUGCAGAUUCUUCGCUUAAAGUAUUAGAGGAAGAUGGCCACUCACUGGAGUAUAAUUAUGGUGACAUUUCCCAGGAUUGUGGCAGAAGAGGAGUAGAUGACUAUCCUUCCUCAGUGUUGCUGGCAUCGUCUUUGCAGGUAACAAUAAACCAACUAACUGAGCUUGAGAAAAUGUGUGAGAUGUUGCAGAGUGAAAACACUGCUUCAGCCUCUGGAUUCAAAGAUGCAAAAACCAGUGGUCCCACAGGUAUUGUGGAAGAGGAGAAAGAUGAUGUAAUGAAUGCAAACAGUGAUUUAAAAGCUGAGAAAACUGUUCUUCCUGAUGAACUUAUGGAUCAAAGUGAUAACAGUGAUCUCAGAAUGUGUUCUGAUAAUAAGGAAAUGUCCUUCAGACUUAAAGAAUGCAGUUCUUCUGACUAUGAAGAUUUAAAAUUGUCCAGCAAAGAAGUUAAGGUACACUUCGCUGAAGUAAGAGAGAAGCUUUUGACUUUCCAGAAUGAACACCUAAAAUUGUAUGAACAGCACUGUAGUAUGAGCUCAAAGAUAUGUGAGCUGCAGUCUUGUAUUGAAAUACUGAAAGCGGAAAAUUCUUCAUUGUCGACAAGUCUGAGCAGUGCUCAUGUAGAUUCUGUGCAAGUGUCACUGUCAUCCAGCCAAAAUGACACGCUGCCUAAAUUAGAUGAAACUAAGGCCAUGGAUUCUUCCUCAGCCCUUUCUGUAAAUCCCUGUUUGUUAGAAGUAAGUGAGGUGGUUGAUUCUCCUAACAGUGGUUUGUGCAAAUGGACAGAGGAAAUGAAUCUGACAGACAGCUCUGUAGAAGUAAUUUCAGAGGAUGCAGCAGAAGUUUUGGUUGAAAAGUGUCAUAAUGAUCGCAAUUUGCGCUCUGUUAGCAAGCUCAGGAGUAUUAUUCCAAGAAAAUCUAACCUUGAAAAUAGAAUUGAAGAACUUAAGACACUCUGUCAGACAUAUGAGAAGGCCAUCAAGGUACUUGAAGAUCAGUUUCAUGUUCAAGAGAAUAUGAAAAAUGAGGAAAUACAAGAGCUGAAAGAAGUUAUACUUUCUGAAAGGAAGGAAAUAGAUCAUCUCAAACAGCAAAAUCUAUCUGAAAAGGAAGAAUGGCAGAAGAAGCUGAAUACUGUGACUAUGGAGAUGGAGUGCAAACUGGCAGCAGAAAGAAAACAAACAGAGAAUCUCUCUUUGGAGCUGGAAGCAGCAAGACUCCAACUACAGGUCCUUGAUUUAAGUUCUCAUUCACUGCUGUGCACAGAUAUUGAAAAUAACAUAGAAGACAAUAGUCCUUAUAAAUUGAGAGUGCCUGUGGAAAACUCAGCUCUGAAAAACAAUCUUGAAAUAAUCCCCAUUGAGAAAACGGCUGCAGGAGAUGCUUCUGUGUGUGAAAAUGAAGCUGAGACUGUUGAAGCAAGAUCAAUGGAAGAUUGCACUGAGAAAAUUUCUGGAGAACUUGAGUAUAAAAAUAUGUCAGUAAAAACAACCAGCCCCUCAGACCAUGCCAGUGCAUUGUCAUUUUCCAAUAGUAGGGUUUUGAGUGCUGGGUAUUUCUGUGAAAAUCAAAUAACCACUGAAAUACUUCAGGAAGAAGCAAAACAACACACUGCUGAAAAUUUGAAGCUGAUCUAUGAGACAGAAAAAAACUCAAACCAUGUUGAUUUAAAAAUGAAAGUUGAGCAGUCAAACUCAGAGAUAAACUUCCAGGAGGCACAAAUAAUUUCAAAUAGCUCAGCUUUUGCAGAACUGGAGGAAGCUACUGUAGCUGUUAAGGAAGAAAACUGUGGCAAAAAGGAAAAACAAAGACCAGUUUCUGUCAAUAGGCAGGAAUUCUCUCUUCAAGUAGUCUCAUUAGAGAAAGAACCUGAGAACCUGAAGUCUGAGCUGGAGAUAGGUGAAAUUAGAUCGCCUAAUGCAGCAGACACAUUUGAUGAUGUAGAAAUGACCAAGAGAGCUGGUCAGGAACAAUUUCUUGUAGGUGUAAAUGAACAGGGGAGUCCAAAUUCUGAGCAAGUUAAUAUUGAGAAUUAUGCCUUGUUCAUAGACCAUGACACUGAAAUGCUUCAGGCAAAAUGUCAACAAUUAGAAAGGGAGAGAGAAGUUAAUCUGAAAACUAUUUCUAGCUUUCAAAAGCACCUUGUUUCUGUCACAGCUGAGAGAAACUAUAUUGGCCAAGAACUGAGUAUUUUGUCUGAAAGCAAAAAGGAGCUGGACCAGAAGUGUCAAAAACUACAAGAGAAAUUAAAAGAAUUAGAGUUAAGUGAAAUGGAUUCUACUGGAUUCAUUAGAAGGUUAGAGGAUGAAGUGAGGACACAAGCAAAUUUGCUUGAGGCUGCAAAAUCUGAUGUAAAUCAAUUAUCCAAUGAAAAAGAUUAUCUUCUUCAGAAGCUGCAAAGUUUAGAAAAUGAUGCUGCAUCUUUCACCUUAGAAAAACAAAAAUUCCAGAAUGAAGCAGCAGAUUCAAAGAAAGAAAAAGAGCUGAUUGCAAGAGAGUUGGUAACGAUGCAGCAUAAAUUAGAUUCAUCAGAAAUAGAAAAUUCAAAGCUUUCUAAAUCUUUGGAAGGCUUGUUAAUGGAAAAAGGAGAACUUGCUGCAAGACUCAGCUCAGCACAGAAAGAAGCAGACCAAUUGCGAUGUGGAAUUGAGAAGCUGAAAGUAAAAAUUGAGUCAGAUGAGAAGAAAAAACGUCACAUUGCUGAAAAGCUGAGAGACAAUGAACGGAAAGCUGACUCUCUUCAGGAUAGAAUAGAGAGGCUUGAAAGGGAAUUGGAGAUGUCAGAGAAAAAUCUAGAAGAUACAAUUAUUGAGCUGGAGACUGCCAAAGCAGAGGCAGAAACAUUAGCAACAGAUAUGGAAGAGAUGACUGAAAAGCUGAAAUGUUCUAACUUACAAAUUGAUGUCCUCACCUCACAAAAAGAAUGUUUGGCUAAAGAUUUAAAAGAAAUGCAAGAAAGAUUCCUUGAACUAGAGUCCUCAAAUUUGACUUCAGCAAAACAGUUGGAAGAAAAGGAGGAAGAAAAGAUACAAAUCAAAGAUGAGUUUGAAAAUGCUGUGGCGUUGCUGAGAUCUGAGCUCAAAGAUGUGACUGAGAAAUUAGAAUUUUCAUGCAAGAAGGAAGCAGAUGCUAGAGCAAAAGAGCAAGUCUUGAUUAAUCAGGUGGCUCGUCUUGAGAAAGAUAAAAUAAUGCUGUUACAGGACUGUCAGGAAAUAAAAAAUGAAAACAUCAAAUUGGAUCAAGAAAAGGAAGUACUUGUUCAAGAAUUGAUGAAUUCUAAACAAAAACUCGAUGAAAAGGUGCAGGAAAAUGGUGCUCUUGAAAAGCAGGUGAAUGAAAAGGUAGCACUUUCUUUGCAGCUGACUCACAUGCAGCAUGAACUUGAGUGCUGGCACCAGGAAAAAGAGAGGCUGCAGAAACUGAUUGCUGAGUUGAAUCUGAAGGAGCAACAUUUUUCUGAUGGUGAAACCUCUCCGGGUAUCCUGAAUGUUCUAAAAAUGUCUUUUAAAGACCUUGAGAAGGAACUGGAAUCUGCACUUUGUGAAAAUAACACUCUACAUAAAAAGGUAAAUGAACUGACUGAAAGUCAAAUUGAGCUGCAAGUCAAACUAGAUAAUACUGAACAGAAGAUUGCCCAAUUACAGGAAGAAAGAAAUAAACUUGCUGAAGAAAUGCAAUGUGUUCAAGAACAUUCAGAGAAGAACGAAAUUCAGCUGCAUCUAACAACUUCAGAAAAAAAUGAACUGGCCAGGAGUUUGGAAAUGGUCAAGAAUCAACUACAAGAAAAAGAAAUUGAAAUUAAAAGAGAAACAUCAGAAUACAAAGACAGAUUACUUCAAGCAGAGAAAGAGCAUCAGGAUGCUCUGACAGAAACUAACCGAAAGAAUGAAGUUGAAAUUGAGGCCUGUCAUGAGAAGAUUAGUUCACUGGAGCACUUUAUCAACUCACAAAAAUUGGAAAUUGAGCAUUUGAAGUCAAAUAAAGAACAGCUAAAUAAUUCCCUUAAAGAAGCUAAUCAAGCCUUAGGAGAACUCCUAAAAACUAAGGCUGAUAAGUGUAACAUUAUAAUUCAGCUGAAGAAGGAAAAUGAAUAUGCCCACAGUGAAGUGCAGAUGUGGAUGAAAUCCUGCAAGCAGCUGGAACAGGAAAAGGAAGUGUUGCAGAAACAACUAGCUGAACAUGAUGAGCUGCUAAAGAGGGAAAAUCUGACUAUGGCAAAGCAUGAUAAAGAAGAUGCUGAUCAUAAUGCCAUUACAGAAGAAAUUAAGUUAAAAUUGGAAGAAUUGCAGGAAUCUACAGAAGUGAAGACCAGAGAAGCAAAUGAGAACUUGGAGAAAUACUGUUCUCUAAUUGUUAAAUAUCAUAAACUAGAGGAAGCAAAUGAGAUGCUAAAAACACAAGUCAGUUUGUUGAGUACUCAGCUGAAACAGGGAGCGAGUGAUGCUGUCAGCACUCCUUUGCUGAAUUCAGAGAAGUCGUCAAUAGAAAAGGGAACGCACGCUGUCAAAGACAGAAGGUCAGAUGAAGAAACCACUAAGCUUUCAAGUAAAAGGCAGAGACAUGAAUACAGCAGGAAAGAAAACGGAGAACCAAGAUCUCCUGCUCCAGAGACUUCAUUGAAAAAGAAAAGGAAAUGUGAUAUCUCUCAAAAUCUGCAGGGUCGGGACAGCACUGACUGUGAGUUGGAUGGGCUUCCAGAAAUAGUGCAAAAAGGGUUUGCUGACAUCCCCAGUGUCAAGGUCAGCCCUUACAUUUUACGCAGAACAACACUGCACCUCAGAUCCAGUCCCCAUCUGGCUUCCUCAAGUGAGAAAAGGCCUUUGCCUACACAGGGCUCACAGAAAUGCAGACCAGGCCAUCUUGGUGAGCGCUGCUGUUCGACACCUGGUGGCAGCAAACCACUAAAGGAAAAUGAUGUGCAGCAGUUCCAAGCUUUUCCACCGAUGAAUUCUACAUCAAGGUCACCGCUUUGCCCACAUAAACAAUCCCCAAAACCUCUCUCUGAUAAUACUAGGGACAGCUGUACAAUACACAAAGUAAAAAACUCCCUAAAUGAACAAGGAUUAUCUGAGCAAGAUGAGCAAAAAGAAAAUUGUAAGGUGCAGUAAAUCUGGCUUAGUCACUACUCAGAAUAACUGGUGAUCCAAACCAGUUUGUUAUAUAAAUAUCUGAACUGUAUGGAGGGCACCAUUUUCUCUUCUCCAAUGAAUAAGGAUAUAUGGGCUCUGCAGAGCUUCUUUGUGAGUAUUUACUAGUACCAAAAGUCACUCAGACUUGUGAAAUUAUAGUGAAGAGAUAAAAUUGAUCUUUUUAUAGAAUCACAGAAUAAAUUAGGUUGGAAGACACCUUUGAGGUCACUGAGUCCAACCAAUGACCUAACAUCACUUUGUCAACCAGACCCUGGCACUGAGUGCCACAUCCAGUCUUUUCUUAAACACCUCCAGGAAUGGUGAUUCCACCACCUCCCUGGGCAGCCCAUUCCAAUGCCCAAUCACUUUCUGUGUAGAACUUCUUCCUAAUGUCCAGCCUAAACCUCCCCUGGUGCAGAUUGAGUCUGUAUCCUCCUAUCCUGUUGCUGGUUAACUGAGAGAAGAGACCAACCCCCACCUGGCUACAGCCUCAUUUUAGAUGUAAUUGUAGAAUUAUGAUUGUAGCAUUUUCUGUAAAUACUUCUUUAUAUAUCUGUUAAAAAAAUUAAACUAUAGAAAAAGUGGCCACAUGUUGCCAUGCAGUU